Messenger RNA from Rodentolepis nana, 945 nucleotides. Lineage: Eukaryota; Metazoa; Platyhelminthes; Cestoda; Cyclophyllidea; Hymenolepididae. The record is from the annotation of a GenBank genome assembly.
AUGGCGAAAGACGAAGAGAAAGACAUCAAAAGAGGAAAAUCUAAGGAAAGAAAGAGCAAAAAUAAGAAUCCCAAGAAGGACAAAUUAGUCCCAAAGGGCCAGGCUAAAGUUGUUGAAUGCUCGCUGCGAAAACUUGUCAAGGAGGAGAAGGCAGGUCAAUACACUGAGGACGACGCCAAACGUAUCUAUGACUCUGUCAAAGUGAAGAAGUCCGGAUUUCCAGCCUACACGGCUUCAAUGUACUCCAACAUGGUGGAGUUUGCCCCCAAGAAGAGAGGAAAGAAAAUCCCACCUGUUGGCUAUGGGCAAAUUAAACAAAUUGUUAAAAUUCCAAAUGAUGCUAAUUCCUUCCUUCUUCAUGUGCCCAAAACCCGAAAAACUAAACAGUUCUCAGGUCUCUUUACUUGGACUGAUCCUGAGGGCGGAAAAAUACUAGAAAACGCCUUGAAAAAAUACCAAGAGACUUUAGCGAAUGAUGGAAACGGAUCUCAAGAUAUAACACCUAAAAAGGAUUAUCCGUUGGAACAAAGAGGGGCCACACAUGAAGCUGAUGAAGGCCUCUUUGAUAGAAGGCUCCGUUCAGAGGCACGCAUUUCUUCUACGCCAGCGCAUAGAGCUAAUGGACUCUCAGAAACGGACAUUGUCGAUGCUGGGCCCAUUAAAGAAACUUAUACCCUCUACAAUCCGAAAAGGUGGAUUAAUCGAAGACCGAAUUAUAAUGCUAGAGCACGCAGUGAAUCGGCCUAUUCGACCUCUUCCUCCUAUGAUGAAAAUUAUUUAUAUCAAGGUUUCGAUGAUGACGAUAGCACUGAAGAUGAUGAAGCAGACUCUGAAUACAUCUGCCGAGAUCCGAAGUCCAUAUUCUACGGCGAAAGAAUGUCACCGAAGUCCCAGUACGUUGAUAAACUCUUACGAGCCGCUGCACAGACGAAUAAAUAUGAAUGA